Nerophis lumbriciformis (worm pipefish) is the source of this 360-nucleotide messenger RNA. The record is from RefSeq and is a predicted model, not a curated record. Lineage: Eukaryota; Metazoa; Chordata; Actinopteri; Syngnathiformes; Syngnathidae.
AUGUCCACCGACUGCCAGACGAGCAAUGCGACGAACAUCCCGUCAAACUGCAGGAGGGUCGCCAUCCACGACGCCGACCACAUGCCCCAAGAUUACUCCACUACUCCCGGGGGCACCCCUUUCAGCACCACCCCUGGUGGAACCAGGAUUAUCUAUGAUCGAAAGUUCCUGCUGGGGCGUCGCAGUUCUCCUCUGGCCAAGACCCCUCCGCAAGGUCUUCCAGACAUUCCUGGUGUGACGAGUCCUCCCUCCGCAGGAACCAACGACAAGAAGGCCAGCGAUGGAGAACUACUGAACAGAAGCGGUGUGUCACCUAGCAACACCACAGGUGAUGAUGCACAGUUUGAAAUGGACAUCUGA